Messenger RNA from Penicillium atrosanguineum, 1032 nucleotides. Its product is annotated as NAD-dependent epimerase/dehydratase family protein. The transcript is spliced from 5 exons. Bases 1 to 1032 code for a protein of 343 amino acids. NCBI's taxonomy places the organism in Eukaryota, Fungi, Ascomycota, Eurotiomycetes, Eurotiales, Aspergillaceae. The record is from RefSeq and is a predicted model, not a curated record.
AUGAGCCGUGUCUUUAUAACAGGAGUGUCUGGCUAUAUCGGAGGAGAUGUCCUCUAUGGGCUCUCAAAGUCCAACCUUGCUUCUAACAUCGUGGCAUUGGUGCGAAAUGAGUCUCGGGCAGCGUGUGUCACUGAAAAAUACCCCUCUGUCACACAGCUGAUCGGAGAUUUGGAUUCUGCGGCCGCGAUCCAGAACGAGGUCUCUCAAGCUGAUGUUGUUCUUAAUCUGGCAAGCUCCAAUCACGUCCCUAGCGCAAAGGCCAUCGCUCAAGGCCUUCUGAAAACUCAAAAAGAAUGUCCAGUUUGGAUACAGAUCUCUGGCGCUAGUGUAAUUUCGGGGCCCGAAAUAGUCAACAAUACCUAUGGAGAAGCCCGCCCUAAGAUCUAUAACGAUUUGAAAGGAGUCGGUGAAGUCCGUGAUAUUAUCGCUUCAAAUCCGUUGCGGGUUGUCGACCAGCUUGUGACCGGGCUUUCUGCCAGCCAGCCCUCCGUGCGAACAGCGGUUAUCUAUGGACCCAUAAUUUACGGCCUGGGGAGAGGCCCAGUCAACCAGCGCAGCGUCCAAAUCCCCGAUCUUGUAAAAUCAACCUUGCAAUAUGGUCAUGGUAUCCAUGUUGGCAAGGGUGAAAGCACUUGGAGUCAUGUCCAUGUGUCAGAUAUCUCGCGCCUAAUCAUUAUGUUGGUCGCUGAGGCUCUUAGUACGAGCAGUCGCGCCCUGUGGAAUGAGAAUGGAAUUUACUUCCCAGAAGCAGGAAAGCUGUCUUUCGGAGAAAUCGGGCGGAAGAUUUCCUCGUUUGCCCACACACAGGGGUUUAUCAAGUCACCCCAUGCAGAGUCGAUUGAUCCUCGCACAGCCGAUAGGCUCACUGCGCAUGGUGCAGUGCUUUGGGGGACAAAUGCGCAAACAUCAGGGCACCGGGCACGCAAACUGCUCGGAUGGAAUCCGAAGGGUCCGAGUUUGGAGGAGGAGAUCCCUCGAGCCACUUUGGUGGAGGCCGCUGCAAAGAACAACCCAUCCCCAAAACUAGCAUGA